UUUCUUUCGAUAGCGACUUCUUACGCUGUCGCUGCACCGACAUUUCGCUCACUUAUCUCAUCCUAAUUCGUUUGACUGGCUUCCGGUUUGCCAUUUCAUACAUUCCCUCCUCACUUUGCCAUGAAUCCUCCAACACAUAAUUCCGAUGCUCCCCCACAUCUCCCACCGUCGAGAGGUCGUCCAUCACGUCUCAUUGCUCAAGCUGCACCCGCGCGUCCCGUCUCAACAUCUCCAGCGCCACACCAGCACUCACAAUCGCCCUUCCGCUAUGUCCACUUCGAGCAGAGCAGCAGCGAGAAGCAAAGACUCGGAGAGACAAACCAUGAUCAGUUUUCUGGCUCACGAUCAAAUCGACUCGACUCUCUAUCAUCCGCUAGUCCCUCUCAGACAUUCUCCCAACCGUCUUCAUCUCGUCCAUCAUCUUCUCGUCGCAAUUCUCCUGCGUGCAGACCAGCAAUGCGUCUCUCAGCACCAGACUCGGCAAACAUGUUCGCUUCGCCUCAUCCCUCGCUUCAUUGCAAUCACCCGCACGCACGUCGAUUGCGCCUACACUCGUUACUCAGGCCCUGGCUUCCUCUAAUCCUGUAUCUCUGCACAUCUCUCGGAUUUCUUUUGGCUAUUGCUUUCUGGAAGGAAGAGGUCUUCCGAGGGCUGGACGACUUAUCUAAAUGGCUCAAGGAAGAUGAAUCCUUCGGUUAUUGUGUUUUAUUCAUCCUUAUCUUCUUGACUUGUUUCCCUCCACUACCACUCUAUUCUACACUCAUUGGCCUUUCGGGUUACACCUACGGCGCUUGGACUGGUGCCGUUAUCUCCUACUGGGCUGCCCUAACCGGUGCCAUCGUUGUGUUCUUGCUUUCACGCUACCUUCUGCGAGACACAAUCUCAAGUUGGCUCUCUUGCGCCACAUCCGUAAAGCGCGUCGUGCGCGCUAUCGAGAAGCGACCCAAGCUGCUUUUCUUAAUCCGCCUUGCCCCCUAUCCAUACAACAUCAUGAACUGCCUUUUGGGCGCUUCUCCGACGUUGACUCUGCGGACGUACAUUUCAUGUACGGCUAUCUCUUUGUUCAAGGUUAUCAUCCACACAUCACUCGGUGCCUCCAUCCACUCCUUUGCCGACCACCACGUCAAACCCCGUCCAGACGGCAGCUCAGGCGAGGUCGAGUUCGUCGAACCCGAAGACGAAAGCGCGCUGGCACACUACUCCACUAUCGGUGGCAUCGUCCUCUGCGUCGGGAUCCUAAUUUAUCUGUCCUACGUCGCUCGCAAAGCGGUCGACGAAGAAUUGGAAGACGACGAAGUGCUGCCCACGCACACUGACGAAGAAGCUAUCGCUUUCCUUUCGCCUUUGGCCGAACGCAAUGGUUCUUGGGACGAUGUGAACGAAGCUCUCGGUGCUCGGCCUGGAGCUUCGUUGAUGGCGGAAGUCCCACUCCGGCCGGGGACCCCGACGAUCCUUGUUGGCACCCGGGAGUGUUCGCCUUUCCGUGGAGGAUCUUCUUCUUCUCUCGGGGAUGGCGUGGGAGAGUACCGAGGGGACGCCUGAGGGUGAUUGUGGGCGUCGAUUUGUUCUGGUUUGCUCCUUCGAGGUCUUUGGUCGGGCGUUGAUGUUCGUGGGGUCGGAAUGCGGUUCUAGGAGGGUGCGUGCUGGCAAAUGUGGUAUAGCGUUAUGAAGUCUUGAAGUCGAAUCUCUUCCAUGCAUUGUAUAUUUACUCUCUCCCGUCCUUUUUUCUGCGUUGCGAUUAUCGCCGCAUGGACCUUCUAUUCGUUUGGACUUUCGGAUUCGUUUGUUAAUGAUGAUGAGCCGCCCUCUUGUUUAUGCUUAUACUUAGUACACCUUUUAUGGACCGUCCGUCUUCUGGAUCUUUCCUUCUCACUGCGACUUUUCGCACCGUCAUUAUCAUCCCUUCCCAAUUCAUCCUCGCACUCGCCGUUCCAUUCUUCCGCCAGCGUUAGCGUUACGCACGGACGGAGUUCAUUAACGAACGGUCCAUUCCCGAUGCACUUUGGCUGUGGUCCGCGGGAUAGGUGGGAUGAUGCGUUGCAGUCACUAGUGUCGCACAUUUGCCACCAACUCGGUGCUUUAUCGCUUUUUCGUUCGCUCUCUCACCCCCUUCACUGCUCACUUGAUCAUCUGCUCACCGCGCUCGUUCAAC
Messenger RNA from Stereum hirsutum FP-91666 SS1, 2152 nucleotides. RefSeq lists its product as uncharacterized. NCBI's taxonomy places the organism in Eukaryota, Fungi, Basidiomycota, Agaricomycetes, Russulales, Stereaceae. Gene Ontology annotation, biological process: mitotic spindle elongation; vesicle-mediated transport. The transcript is spliced from 4 exons. The coding region runs from base 121 to 1542 and encodes 473 amino acids. The record is from RefSeq and is a predicted model, not a curated record. Gene Ontology annotation, cellular component: Golgi membrane.